This is a messenger RNA of Cercocebus atys (sooty mangabey), 2842 nucleotides long. RefSeq names its product G protein-coupled receptor kinase 4 (gene GRK4). NCBI's taxonomy places the organism in Eukaryota, Metazoa, Chordata, Mammalia, Primates, Cercopithecidae. Gene Ontology annotation, cellular component: cytoplasm. Bases 559 to 2199 code for a protein of 546 amino acids. Gene Ontology annotation, biological process: regulation of signal transduction; signal transduction; protein phosphorylation. The record is from RefSeq and is a predicted model, not a curated record. The transcript has 15 exons. Gene Ontology annotation, molecular function: G protein-coupled receptor kinase activity; ATP binding.
CUGGGAGCUGUAGUGCCCUGGGCGCAGCGGCGAGGGGCGCUGCCUCCUCAGCUAAGCCGUUAGCGCCCAGCCCGCCCGGGUGCGGGUCGCGGGCGGCGGCCGCGGCGGCACCCCUGCCAGUGAGCCCCUGUCCGAAGUGGGCCACGGCAUUGACUCGGGGCUGCCCGGGGACCAGGCACUGAGGAGGGAGCUGCGCGCGCGAGGCGAGGGUGAUGGGGCCGAGAAGAACCGGGGCGAUAGCGCGGCAGCGGUGACAGCUGGGACCCGCCGCGGUCGGGCUGCCCCCUCCCGUCGCCCCGACCGCUCCCCUGCUGGUGAGGGCCGGUGGAGGCGGCGGAGGCGGCGCCCCUGGUGGCAGUGGUGGCGGCGGCGGCGGGGCAGCCCCCGGGAUCGUGUCCGGGGCUCGGGGAGUGGGUGGCGCCCGGAGAGCUAUGCGCGGGGGCGGCGGCGUCUCCUCCUGUUCCGCCUUCUCAGUCUCUUCCUCCUCAGUCUCAUCGGUCUCGCAGAAUCCGCCGCCGGCGACGGCGGCGUCGGCGGCGGCGGCGGCGGCGCCAGAACAUGGAGCUCGAGAACAUCAUGGCCAACUCGCUGCUGCUGAAAGCGCGUCAAGAAAGGGAAUAUAACAGUCUUUGUGACAAGCAACCGAUAGGAAGACUUCUCUUCAGGCAGUUCUGUGAUACCAAACCCACUCUAAAGAGGCACAUUGAAUUCUUGGAUGCAGUGGCAGACUAUGAAGUUGCCAAUGAUGAGGACCGAAGUGAUUAUGGACUGUCAAUCUUAGAUAUAUUCUUCAAUGAUAAGUUGGCAGCCCCUUUACCAGAAAUACCUCCAGAUGUUGUGAGAGAAUGUAGAUUGGGACUGAAGGAGGAGAACCCUUCCAAAAAAGUCUUUGAGGAAUGUACUAGAGUUACCCAUAACUACUUAAGAGGGGAACCAUUUGAAGAAUACCAAGAAAGCUCAUAUUUUUCUCAGUUUUUACAAUGGAAAUGGCUGGAAAGGCAGCCCGUAACCAAGAACACAUUUAGACAUUACAGAGUUCUAGGAAAAGGCGGAUUUGGAGAGGUUUGUGCCUGUCAAGUGCGAGCCACAGGAAAAAUGUAUGCCUGUAAAAAGCUACAAAAAAAAAGAAUAAAGAAGAGGAAAGGUGAAGCUAUGGCUCUAAAUGAAAAAAGAAUUCUGGAGAAAGUUCAAAGUAGAUUCGUAGUUAGUUUAGCCUACGCUUACGAAACCAAAGAUGCCUUGUGCUUGGUGCUCACCAUUAUGAAUGGAGGGGAUUUGAAGUUUCACAUUUACAACCUGGGUAAUCCCGGCUUUGAUGAGCAGAGAGCUGUUUUCUAUGCUGCAGAGCUGUGUUGCGGCUUGGAAGAUUUACAGAGGGAAAGAAUUGUAUACAGAGACUUAAAGCCUGAGAAUAUUCUCCUUGAUGAUCACGGACACAUCCGGAUUUCAGACCUCGGUUUGGCCCUGGAGAUCCCCGAAGGGCAGAUGGCUCGAGGAAGAGUUGGAACAGUCGGCUACAUGGCACCUGAAGUUGUCAAUAAUGAAAAGUAUACAUUUAGUCCCGAUUGGUGGGGACUUGGCUGUCUGAUCUAUGAAAUGAUUCAGGGACAUUCUCCAUUCAAAAAAUACAAAGAAAAAGUCAAACGGGAGGAGAUCGAUCAAAGAAUCAAGAAUGAUACUGAGGAGUAUUCCGAGAAGUUUUCAGAGGAUGCCAAAUCUAUCUGCAGGAUGUUACUCACCAAGAAUCCAAGCAAGCGGCUGGGCUGCAGGGGCGAGGGAGCGGCUGGGGUGAAGCAGCACCCCGUGUUCAAGAACAUCAACUUCAGGAGGCUGGAGGCAAACAUGUUGGAGCCCCCUUUCUGUCCUGAUCCUCAGGCCGUUUACUGUAAGGAUGUCCUGGAUAUCGAGCAGUUCUCGGCAGUGAAAGGGAUCUACCUGGACACCGCAGAUGAAGACUUCUACGCUCAGUUUGCUACAGGGUGUGUCUCCAUCCCCUGGCAGAAUGAGAUGAUCGAAUCUGGGUGUUUCAAAGACAUCAACAAAAGUGAAAGGGAGAAAGCUUUGCCGUUAAAUCUAGACAAGAACAUCCAUACCCCGGUUUCCAGACCAAACAGAGGCUUCUUCUAUAGACUCUUCAGAAGAGGGGGCUGCCUGACCAUGGUCCCUAGUGAGAAGGAAGUGGAACCCAAGCGAUGCUGAGCAUCCCCCUGCAGACCGCAGAGCAGACCCUGGCGCCAGGAGGGAGCAGGUGUGGGCGUCUCCUCCUGACUGGAAUUGUAAUAAAUACAUCUAAAUAAAACGUGCCUUGGGAGUGUGCAGAUCUUUCCACACUAAUACCUGAGUUGUGUUUUCAGUAAAGCUGGAUUGAAGAAAAAGCCGCAAGUGUACCCCCUGAGGCCUCAGACACGCCCAGGUGUGGGCGCCUUGCGUGCUGGGGUGUGAGCUUUCCCUGCACCCAGGGAGAGGCCAGCUGGGGCUUGGGAAUGGAUGGCGAGUCCACCAGCCCUGCACUGCCCUGUGCCACCCCCAGACUUGGUCUGAAUACUCAGCCAGGGAUGUGGUGGUCCAGGAAGAGACGGGCAGCCGGGCCUCCCUUUCCCCAGGGCCUGGGUGUCAGACAGCCGGAGCCCGUUGGCAUUUCCUGCAUCUUCCGAUGGCUAUCCCGUUGCCUUGUGCCCCUCAUUGAGAUUCCUGAGGUUUGUGUGUUUGUGGCCAGUUUUUAUUUUCUCCAAGCCUAUCUAUCUGCCCUUGAAAGGGGCGGCUCCCAUGACCCUGCAGUCAGGGCCUGGCGGCCAGGGCCCCAGCGUGCACCUGGCAUGCGGUGACAGCCUCCACCGUGGGA